Messenger RNA from Suricata suricatta (meerkat), 3060 nucleotides. RefSeq names its product limb and CNS expressed 1 like (gene LIX1L). The coding region runs from base 78 to 1091 and encodes 337 amino acids. Gene Ontology annotation, cellular component: cytoplasm. NCBI's taxonomy places the organism in Eukaryota, Metazoa, Chordata, Mammalia, Carnivora, Herpestidae. Gene Ontology annotation, biological process: autophagosome maturation. The transcript is spliced from 7 exons. The record is from RefSeq and is a predicted model, not a curated record.
CUCGCUGGCUGGGGUGGCUGGGACCGUUAGCUCGCCAGGCUGGCAGGCUCCGGGCCGCGGCGCCACCAGCGGACGCGAUGGAGACGAUGCGAGCACAGCGGCUGCAGCCCGGAGUGGGCACCGGCGGGAGGGGCACUCUGCGAGCGCUUCGGCCCGGAGUGACUGGGGCCGCGGCGGCCACCGCCACACCCCCUGCGGGCCCCCCACCNGCGCCGCCGCCCCCCGCGCCACCCCCGCCACCCCUGCUCCUGUCCGGGGCCCCCGGGCUGCCGCUGCCCCCGGGCUCUGCCGGCAGCCCAGCGGUGCUGCGGGAAGCCGUGGAGGCGGUGGUGAGGAGCUUCGCCAAGCACACGCAGGGCUAUGGCCGAGUGAACGUGGUGGAGGCCCUUCAGGAGUUCUGGCAGAUGAAGCAGUCCCGCGGAGCAGACUUGAAGAACGGGGCUUUGGUGGUUUACGAGAUGGUCCCCUCCAACAGCCCUCCUUAUGUCUGCUAUGUCACUCUGCCUGGGGGAAGCUGCUUCGGGAGUUUCCAGUUUUGCCCCACAAAAGCUGAGGCCCGGCGGAGUGCUGCAAAGAUUGCACUGAUGAAUUCUGUGUUUAAUGAACAUCCUUCCCGAAGAAUCACUGAUGAGUUCAUUGAGAAGAGUGUCUCUGAGGCCCUGGCAUCUUUCAAUGGCGACAGGGAGGAAGCUGACAACCCAAAUACAGGGAUUGGUGCCUUCCGAUUCAUGUUGGAAUCCAAUAAGGGCAAGUCAAUGUUGGAGUUCCAGGAACUAAUGACGGUUUUUCAACUGCUACACUGGAACGGCAGCCUUAAGGCCAUGAGGGAAAGACAGUGCUCUCGGCAGGAAGUGCUGGCUCAUUAUUCACACCGGGCCCUGGAUGAUGACAUUCGCCAUCAGAUGGCGUUGGACUGGGUGAGCCGGGAGCAGAGUGUGCCGGGCGCGCUGUCUAGAGAGCUGGCCGCUACUGAGCGCGAGCUGGACGAGGCCCGGCUGGCAGGCAAGGAGCUGCGCUUCCACAAGGAAAAGAAGGAUAUUCUCCUGCUGGCUGCUGGGCAGCUGGGCAAUAUGCAUUCCUCCAACUGCUAGGCGUUCGCGCACUGACUCCCCACCCUCUGCAGGCUCUUUUUGAUCAUGUCUUUUCUAAGACUUCAUGUGAUUUCUGUACAUACUUUCUCAAUUUUAUACUUUAAAAUAUAGAUUAUAUAUAUAUAUAUAUAUAUAUGUAUAUGUAUAAAUGCUACACUCGGAUCCCGAUUUGCUGAGAGACCCCUUUCCUUCUAGUUUUUGGGUGUCUGGAUGUCGUUUCAUUGGAAACCUCGCCAUCCCGCUAUGUAAAAGGAGCAGGCUGUCAUCAGGGCUUUGGUGGCUCUUACACUUCCAGCUCUGUGGAGUCAUUUCAACAGCACAAGAUGGUUGACCAAGUGUUCUUAUGAUCUAACAGGGGGUUUGAAUAAGGACUGUGUGCCCCGCCCUCACCCUCAUUCCUGCUUUCUCUUGGGACUCCAAACAGGGUAUGAGUAUGAAAACUUUGGCUUUAGUUUAUCUUGAAUUGGACCUACUGAGUACUGAGUUGUUCCUCCAGUAACUAGAUCUUUCCCAACCUACUCCCCACCCACCAGCACCCACCACCACCCACCACCACACUCCUCCUUUGCCUCCAAGUGGUACUUCAUUUUGAGGCUUCCUUUGUUAUUGGAAGGAAGUGGACAUCUGCUGUCUUAUUGUUAAAAUUAUUCCUGAGAAACUUCUCAGGAGGAAGAGAGGAAUUAUAAAUACAAAAGUAGGUGUUGAGCACCUAAGUUGUUUCUGGGCCAUGGAUACCAUACCCUGCUGGUAAUCCAGCUUUCCCACGUGUUCUUGCUCUAUAAGGAGUCAGCAUUGAAGCCUCUUAUCUUCCCAAGUUCCCUCUUCACUCCUCCCCUGCCCACCCAGCCUCACUGAGCCCUGUAUUUAAACCUUCCUGCCUGCAGAAAUUGGUAGAAGGGAACACAUAUUUCCCAACUCCCUCUCUUCCCUUCCUUUUGCUCUUUGGAAAUGUGAUUUGUCCUGUUUGGUGAGGGCUAUGUUCCUCUCCCACCAAGUUGCUGCUGUUUGCGACCUUAGAUGUCCAUAGAGUCACAGUUGUUUUCUCUCUUUUCUUUCUUCUUCCUUCAUGUUGGUUAUUAGAGCAGGAGUUGAUCGAGGAAACUAGAUGAGACUGGCAUUAUGGCACCUCCUAACUGGAACCUUGGGAGACCUCAGGAGGGAAAAGAGACUAAAUGAUCAACUAUUUGUGUUUUUAAGACUCUCCCCCUCCCACUCCCAGCCUCUCUCCUGGGUGAAAUAGGAGAGAAGUGAUCUGGGGUACAGCUAAAGCAUUUCUCUUCGGGAGAACUUUUUGUAGGUCUCUCAAAGACGUACUUUUCCAUUGUUUCUAUAAACUCCUUUAUACUAUAUGAUAGUUCAGUGCACAUUCUAAAAUGUGCUUGGGAAGCUUCUUGUUUCUGAAAGAUUGGACUUUCUAUGAUUAUACACUUUGUUUUUAUAAAUAGGUUACAAAAUAGGCCACAAUUUGCUCUUUUGGACCAGAUAGGGAUAAGAUGAAACUCAGCUUUUUUGCUUUUGAAAUCAUCUUGGUGAUCAGUAUGUAUGGGAUCAGUAGUAGGGAAUCUAGCAACUGUUUUAGUGCUUGAAAAGGGCCUCUGGGAAUUCUCCAAGCCCCAUUUCUGUGUACCACAAAGCAUACAUAGUGUUGGAGUAGAGGCUCCUAUGUUCAACAACAGGUAUGUCUAUCUAGUUUUUAUUGAUAUUUAUAACCCAGAAGUCAUAAACCCUUAUUUCUCCUAUGCUCCUUUCUCCAGGAAGUGUGAAGGGGUGUGAGUUGUGGGAAGAACUUCUUGCACCUCCUGGAUUAUUUUUCUCAAAUAACAACCAGUAAGAUCUCAAAUAACUGGAGAAAAAUUGUUCCCUGAUCUGUCCAUUUUCAUUGUUAAAGACUUUACUUAUCUUUUUACUACUUUCUAUGUAUAUGUAUAAUUUUAUACAAUUAAAAAUAGAUUUUUGUCUAGUGAGCCAC